This is a messenger RNA of Delphinapterus leucas (beluga whale), 7345 nucleotides long. The record is from RefSeq and is a predicted model, not a curated record. Lineage: Eukaryota; Metazoa; Chordata; Mammalia; Artiodactyla; Monodontidae.
GCAGCCUGUUGCUGGCGGAUCGGCGGCGGGGGCGGGCAUGCCGAGCGGCGGCGGCGGGCCCACGGCGGCGCUGCGCGAGCAGGAGCGGGUGUAUGAGUGGUUCGGGCUGGUGCUGGGCUCGGCGCAGCGCCUGGAGUUCAUGUGCGGGCUGCUGGACCUGUGCAACCCGCUGGAGCUGCGCUUCCUCGGCUCGUGCCUGGAGGACCUGGCGCGCAAGGACUACCACUACCUGCGCGACUCGGAGGCCAAGGCCAACGGUCUCUCGGACCCGGGGCCGCUGGCCGACUUCCGAGAGCCCGCAGUGCGCUCGCGCCUCAUCGUCUACCUGGCGCUGCUGGGUUCUGAGAACCGUGAGGCCGCCGGCCGCCUGCACCGCCUCCUGCCCCAGGUGGACUCGGUGCUUAAGAGCCUGCGCGCGGCCCGGGGCGACGGCUCGCGGGGCGGCGCGGAGGACGAGCCCGGCGAGGACGGCGACAACGAGGAGGACGCCGAGAAGGACGGCUCCGGCCCGGAAGGCGGCGGCGCCGAGCCCCAGCCCUGCGGCGGGCUGGGCUUCAGGGCCCAGGAGGAACUGCUGCUGCUCUUCACCAUGGCCUCGCUGCACCCGGCGUUCUCCUUCCACCAGCGGGUCACCCUGAGGGAGCACCUGGAGAGGCUCCGCGCCGCGCUCCGCGGGAGCCCCGAAGACGGGGAGGCGGAGCUGUGUAACUUUGCCGGCCCCAGGGCCCAGAAUGACUCCGCUCAUGGUGAUUAUAUGCAAAGUAAUGAGGCCAGUUUAAUGGAACAAGCCCCAAUACCUCAUGAUGGACUUACUGUGGCACCUCAUAGAACCCAGCGAGAAGCUGUACACAUUGAGAAGAUAAUGUUGAAAGGAGUCCAGAGAAAAAGGGCUGACAAAUAUUGGGAGUACACCUUCAAAGUAAAUUGGUCUGAUCUUUCAGUCACAACAGUAACAAAAACCCACCAAGAACUACAGGAAUUUCUGCUGAAGCUUCCAAAGGAGUUGUCCUCGGAGACUUUUGACAAGACCAUCUUAAGAGCCCUGAAUCAGGGCUCAUUGAAGAGGGAAGAAUGGCGGCACCCUGACCUGGAGCCCAUCCUGAGGCAGCUAUUUUCAACUUCAUCACGAGCUUUUCUACAGAAUCAGAAAGUACACAGCUUUUUUCAGUCCAUAUCGUCAGACCCUCUACACAGCCUCAAUAACUUACAAUCCUCCCUGAAGACCUCUAAGAUAUUAGAACACUUAAAAGAAGACAGCUCAGAAGCUUCAAGUCAAGAAGAAGAUGUGUUACAGCACACCAUAAUCCACAAGAAACAUACCGGGAAAAAUCCCCUUGUGAACACUAUUGGUACAAGUUGUUCUCCGUUGGAUGGGCUCACCAUGCAGUAUUCUGAACAGAAUGGAAUCAUGGAUUGGAGGAAGCAAACCUGCACCACCAUUCAGCACCCGGAGCACUGUGUGGCCUUAGCUGACCAGCAUUCAACUGAAAAACGAAGUUUAUCUUCAAUAAGUAAGAAAAAAGGAAAGUCACAAAUAGAAAAGGAGAAAAUUAAGAAAACUGACAACAGAUUGAAUAGUAGAAUAAAUGGUAUUCGAAUCUCGGCUCCUCAGCACACCCACGGUGGUUCUGUGAAAGAUGUGAAUUUGGACAUUGGAUCUGGACAUGACACAUGUGGAGAAACAUCUUCAGAGAGUUACAGUUCUCCGUCUAGCCCAAGACAUGAUGGAAGAGAAAGUUUUGAAAGUGAAGAAGAAAAAGACAGAGACACAGACAGUAAUUCUGAGGAUUCUGGAAAUCCAUCCACAACCAGGUUUACAGGUUAUGGUUCUGUCAACCAGACUGUCACUGUCAAGCCACCUGUUCAGAUUGCUUCAUUAGGAAACGACGAUGCAAACCUUUUAGAAGAUCCCUUAAGCUCACCCAAGUAUCAGCAUAUUUCUUUUAUGCCAACUUUACACUGUGUCAUGCACAAUGGUGCCCAGAAGUCUGAGGUGGUCGUUCCUCCACCCAAAUCUGCUGAUGGUAAAACAAUAGGGAUGCUUGUUCCUAGCCCUGUUGCUCUCUCUGCAAUAAGGGAGUCCACGAACUCAACCCCCGUCGGAAUACUAGGGUCAACAGCUUCUACUGCAGAAUCAGAAAAGCACCUUGAAUUACUGGCGUCCCCUUUACCUGUUCCAUCAACAUUCCUUCCACAUAGUAGUACUCCCGCUUUGCACCUCACAAUUCAGAGGCUAAAACUGCCGCCGCCGCAGGGAUCUUCUGAGAGUUGCACGGUGAACCUCUCCCAGCAACCAACCGGGAGUCUGAGCGUCGGAUCACCAAACACUGCCUUUAUUCCUGUUCAUAAUCCAGGUAGUUUUCCAGGAUCUCCUGUUGCUACCACAGACCCCAUCACAAAAUCUGCAUCUCAAGUGGUAGGACUAAAUCAAAUGGUGCCUCAGAUUGAGGGAAACACAGGGACAGCCCCUCAGCCUACCAAUGUGAAGGUAGUUCUUCCAGCAGCUGGCCUCUCGGCCGUACAGCCACCAGCUUCCUACCCCUUGCCAGGCUCUCCGCUUGCUGCCGGGGUGUUACCCAGCCAGAAUUCCACCGUCCUCAGCACGGCGGCACCGUCUGCCCAGUCCGCGGGAGCAGGCAUCAGCCAGGCCCAGUCGAGUGUUCCUCCCGCGGUUCCUACCCACACCCCCGGUCCCGCCCCAAGCCCGAGCCCUGCUUUGACACACAGUACUGCGCAGGGCGACAGCACGUCUUACAUCAGUGCUGUGGGAAACACGAACACCAACGGGACAGUGUUGCCUCCACAGCAGAUGGGCUCAGGUCCUUGUGGUUCUUGUGGGCGAAGGUGCAGCUGUGGGACCAAUGGAAACCUUCAGCUAAAUAGUUACUAUUAUCCUAAUCCAAUGCCUGGACCAAUGUACCGAGUCCCAUCGUUCUUUACCCUGCCAUCCAUCUGCAAUGGCAGCUACCUCAACCAAGCACACCAGAGCAAUGGAAACCAACUUCCUUUUUUUCUGCCUCAGACUCCAUAUGCAAAUGGACUGGUGCAUGACCCAGUCCAAGCCAACUAUGGCAUGCAGCAGAUGGCAGGAUUCGGGAGGUUCUAUCCUGUGUAUCCAGCACCUAAUGUAGUCGCCAGCACGAGCGGUUCGGGGCCCAAGAAGAAUGGGAACGUGUCAUGUUACAACUGUGGUGUGAGCGGGCACUAUGCACAGGAGUGUAAGCAGUCGUCCAUGGAGGCCAGUCAACAAGGCACUUACAGACUGAGAUACGCACCUCCCCUCCCCCCUUCUAAUGAUACGUUGGAUUCUGCAGACUGAACAACUCCGACUUGAUCCACUGUAAAAGGUCUCGCUCGGCCAGCCUCUCACCAAAAGAAAUUGCUAAUUGGGAAGCAGCGCCGCCUGGUGGGGGACGAGGACAAUGCAAGCAAGCGGACGUCAUUGCCCACUUGACCUGAUGUAGAGAAAAUUGAACGUAAGGCAGAAAACAUUUGAGAUUGUAAACCUGUGCUCAAAACCUUAAAGAAUGCAGGCAACUGGCCAUAAAAGUAAUUUGAGCGGUCUCCUCUUUCAGACAUUGCAAUCUCAGUUUGUUAUAAACAUCUUAAACGCAUUGAUGGUACUUUAGAGUUUCCUUUGCACUUUUCUCUGUGCUCAUUGGCCUGCACAACUGUGAAGGGUAUGGGGUCUCCCUCCUCCCUAUUUUACAGAUUAGGAACUCAGGGUUCAGAGGGGUUAAGUGCCACAGACAUGCCACCAGUGAUGAAGGCCAGGCCCCAACUUCAGAUUAGUGCUUACCUCCUGCCCCACUUCCUGGCCUGCAACUGCUUCUUCACUGACCCCAGGGCAAUGACCUUUUAAACCGUAUAAAGCGAUAGGCACCCAUGGUCUUAAGAACCAUGGGGCCUCUGGAUUCCUGAGAGAGGAGUGGGCUGGGUCCUGGUCAGUCAGAAUGUCUUUUUUCUGUAUCUCUGUUGAAGGGGUGAGGGAAAGUUUGCAGAGCUGGGAGACCUCAGUACUUUUAGAACUAGGCUUUCAGCGUUUGCCUGUCUCAGAUGAAUUCAAGGAGCAGCAGCUGUUGCCUACAUCCAGGGUUUGAAACAUGCAGCAAUAUGCUCUGUUGGAACACUGAAUCUUGCUCUGCAAAGGUUUUUAUUGUCCCCAGAUGUCUCGGUGACUCUUGAGCAUUUGGUGGCUAGUCCAUAAUUUUAAGACUUCGGAAGUUGAAAAGUGCAGUAGCAGGGCACACAGGAAAGAUACUUCACUGCUGCUAUUUGAAAAGCUCUGACCGUUAUAUAUAGAUUGUCCCAAGCACUCCCUCUACCCGCCACCGCUACUCAAAGACACUCCAAAGACCAAAAAUGACAGAGGCAAAGUCACCUUCAAGCAGGAACGGUGACAGUCACACCCGCCCCAAAAGCCUUUCUGGACGUUAAGAAUGCCACCAGGUCACCUAGUACUCGGUGCUCAUUCUUGCUAGCGUAUCGGGGUUGGGUAUUUGUGACAUGGUAACUCACUUUUGCAUUGGAAGCCUCCAUCAGGUGAACUUGUACAAAGAGGUGGCGCUGGUAAAGCCUUAUUUUCAGCACCCACCCACAGUACGCAUGACCUUUCUCAGGCUCAUUUACAGAAUGGGGAUAACAUCCACUUUGUUAGAAUAGUUAUAAGGAUUGAAUCUGGCAAAAUACAUAAAGCACUCAGUGUCUGGCACACAGUAGGUGCUCAGGACAUUGGUGAUGGUGGCGAACGCCUUCAUGCCCAGCGGGGGGCAGGCACGUGUCAGCCUCGCCGCAGCCAUAUGAGGUGGGUACUCCGCUCCAUCUUACCGUUGGGGAGGUUGAGGCAUGAAGGCCGCCCAAGUGUCUGAGGGCACAGAGCGGUUCAGUGGCAAGGCUGGGGCUGGAACCUGCCGCUCUUAGCCCCCAGGCUCCUCCAAUUCUUUGUGCCCGGGUCACAGGAUGCUACAGGCAUGGUGUGACAGCGCAGGGCACCCUGCACUGGGGUAAGGUAGGCAGAACUCAGGCCAGCUCCGCCGUAAACUCUGUCGUCUUGAACACCUGGCCCUCCUGGACCUUCAUUUUUCUUACCCGAAAGCUGAGUGUUGCUUGGAAAAGAGUGGUAGAAACUGAGCUAAAUGACCUUAGAAUUCUGUGGCUUGAAGCUUACUUUUUCACUUUAAGUGAUUUAUCAAGUUUUAAUAAUUCUUUACCUCUACACUUUUGUUUUAACUGAUUUGAAGUCCUUUUUGGGUGUGGCCAGGAGCACAAACCCCAGCUGUCACCAUGUGCUAACAGGACAGGAAAUGUUUCCAGGUCCUUAGGGAGCGGCAAGAGAAAAGACCCCAAUUGGGGCUGGCUGGGCACUAGGUGGCAGCACCGGCUUCUGACUGUGUCUGGUCCAGCGGAGGAGCAGGUGCUCUGUCCUGUCCUCAAGAUUCUAGUUUCUCCUCUACUUGUACUGAUAAAGUUUUCACCUGGGGGGGCCUUCCAGUCAAAAAACGAAGCUAGCGUACCGAGUCCUGUGCUGAAGGACACAGGGUUAGCCGUAGCUCACAGGUCAGCAACACGUAGAGAUGGACAAACUACGGUCCACAGCUAAGAAUGGUUUUUACAUCUUUAAAUGGUUGAAAAGAAUACGUUUUCAUGACGCAUAAAAAAAUUAUAUGAAAUUCACAUUUCAGUGUGCACAAAUAAAGUUUCUUGGAACACGGCCACUCGUUUGUCUCGUUGUGGCUGCUUUCGUCAGAAAUGGUCAAGUUGAGCAGUUACGACAGAGACCACGUGGCCCUCAGAGCCUGAGGUACUGUCUGUGCCUUUAUGGAAAAAGCUUGCUGACCCCUGACACACAGCAACCUUCUCUAAGUAAAGGUGCGCUCUCCGGUGUCUUUCAGGUCCUACGUGCGAGUGCAGGAAUUUCACUCUCCUUUUUGCUGCUGGGUCUUCUUAGCAAAAUGAGAUCACCUCUGGUGCACACAUUUCAUCAGCUGUUUAGCAAAUAUCUCUUGGCUGGGAGCUGAGUGUCACGAGGGGCAUAACCAGCUACAGCCUGGUCACAAGCCGUGGGGUCCCAGUGGGUGGACAGGUGAACUCUGCCUGCUGAGAACUGGGAAAGGGUUUUCAAAGGACAACAUUUCCGCUGGGCCAGAAAGGGAGAAGUGAGAUAUUCUUAGUGAAGAGGUAAAGAGAUGGCAAAGAAAAUGUCAUCGACUUCAGGAGUGCUGGGUAGGGAGGUGAGAGGGUGGGAGGAACAGGCAAGGGCAGGUGCGGGGCAGCAGGGCAUGAAGACGGGAGGGAGCCAGACGGGCAAGGGUUUGGAAGAAAAAAACAUGCAUUCUUUUGCUCUUGCUGAAUUUGUGGUGCUUGAGUGAUACCUGGUCAUCCAGUGUUUGUCUCACAGUGUGGCCCUGGGUCACCUGCAGCAGAGUCACCUGAAGGGCGUAACUAAAACACACACUCCUCAACUCUCCCUCCCUGCAAACACACACCUAGAGAAUGGAAGUUCGCAAUGUCUAUUUUGGUGGGUGCAGGGGAGGGCAAAGCCGAUCCGUCAAAGAAGGCUGAGAAGGAGGAUCCAGAUAGUGGAGAAUGUUCCCUGAAGACCGGAAGAUAAACUUUGAGAAUGAAAUGGUCGUUAUUGCCACAUACAGUAGAGGUCAGGAGGUAUGGCCACGAGCUUGACAGUCACGAGGUCACUGGUAACUUUAAGACGACAGUUACGGGGGAUUGAGAGGAGAGCCAGAGGAAGACAGAAGGAUGUGAGGAUGGACAACUAACCUCACUCUAGUUGCUACUUAAUUUUAAAGGCAGUAUAAUGUAGUGCUUUGAAUCCCAAGGCUGUCACUUGAGCCGGGGCCUCUGAGCAAGUUCCCUUACCUGUAAACAAAGAUUACAAGAGUGUCAACCUCCUGGGGUUUUUGUGAGGGUUAAAACGUUCCAACGUGGUGCCAGGCAUACAGGGAGCACUAACACAACGUUAUAUUUCCUUUAAAAAUACUUUCUUAUUCAGAACCUGCCUUCCUAUUUUAGGGCCUGUCAGAAUUAGGAAUGCCUCCCUUUGGAUUAUGACUGGGCUUUGUUCUUUCCUGUUAGCUAUUUUUGUUUUACAUAAUUGCAGUCAUCCUAUACACGCAUUUUUUUUUUGUUUGUUUACAGCUGAUAAGCCAAUAUCGACACUUUAUUACUAACUAAAGUCCACAGUUUACAUCAAGGUUCACGCUUGGUCUUGAACAUUCGGUGGGUUUUGACAAAUGUAUGAUGACGUGUAUCCAGCAUUGUAGUAUCAUACAGAAUAGUUUCACUGCCCAAAACAUCCCAUGCUCUGCCUAUUUACCCCUCCCUCCCACCC